Drosophila subpulchrella is the source of this 1091-nucleotide messenger RNA. RefSeq names its product estradiol 17-beta-dehydrogenase 8. Lineage: Eukaryota; Metazoa; Arthropoda; Insecta; Diptera; Drosophilidae. The record is from RefSeq and is a predicted model, not a curated record. The coding region runs from base 115 to 864 and encodes 249 amino acids. The transcript has 2 exons. Gene Ontology annotation, molecular function: oxidoreductase activity, acting on the CH-OH group of donors, NAD or NADP as acceptor.
CUGUUUACCGGCGAUAAUUCUCAAUGACUUUAUAGUUGUCACACGACGAUCAGAGGGAAAACAAGUGAAAACUUCUGAUUACGGAGUUAUUUGUGGAUCAGCAUUGGAGGCAGAAUGUCGGCGGGAGUACUAGCUGGAAAAGUGGCCUUGGUAACAGGUGCCGGUUCGGGAAUCGGACGAGCCACCUGCCGCAUUUUGGCCAGAGAUGGAGCCAAAGUGAUCGCCGCGGACCGCAAUCUCCAGGCGGCCCAGGAAACCGUCCAGGAACUGGGAUCGGAUCGUUCCGUCGCCCUGGAGGUCGAUGUCUCCUCCGCCCAGAGUGUCCAAUCCUCGGUGGCCGAGGCCCUCAAGAAAUUCCAGCAGGCCCCCACCAUUGUGGUCAACUCCGCCGGUAUCACUCGCGAUGGCUAUCUCCUCAAGAUGCCCGAGAAGGACUACGAUGACGUGUACGGGGUCAAUCUGAAGGGCACCUUCCUGGUGACCCAGGCCUUCGCCAAGGCCAUGAUCGAGCAGAAACUGCAGAACGGCAGCAUUGUGAACCUCUCGAGCAUCGUGGCCAAGAUGAACAAUGUGGGCCAGGCCAACUAUGCGGCCACCAAGGCAGGCGUGAUCUCCUUCACAGAGGUGGCCUCCAAGGAGUUCGGAAAAUUCGGCAUCCGGGUGAACUGCAUCCUGCCGGGCUACAUAGACACGCCCAUGGUGGCGGUGGUUCCGGAUUCCGUGAAACAGGAGGUGGUGAAGCGCUGUCCACUGGGGAGAUUGGGCCAGCCGGAGGAGAUCGCCGAGGUCAUCGCCUUUCUGGCCUCUCCCCAGUCGUCCUACGUCAAUGGGGCCGCCAUCGAGGUCACCGGGGGUCUCAAGUGAUUGGGGAAAAUGGAAAACAAUACAUACAACACCACUUUUAUAGCUCGAAGUUCCCUGAAACCUUACCCAUAUAAAUACAGGUAAAAUCAAUUCAAAAUACAGCUGGAGUUCCGAGUUAUGAAAGAUGGAUUGUAUAUAUUAUAGGGGUGGGGCCCAGAAAAUUGCAUUUACUUGUCCAGCCAUCCGGUGAAAUUUUUUUUGAUUCUAAAUAUAUGUAGCAAUUAUAA